CUAGCACCAGGAAGCGCUGUGGGGAGAGGAGCGGAGUUGAGACUGAAGCCAGGUGAGGCUGGCGUUAGGGCUGGCGUCCUGGUGUGGGGAAGCUGAGGCCGCCUGAGAAGUGAACGGCGGUUCCCGAGGAAGAAACAGCGCUGGGCUCUAGAAGGAAAGGAAUGGCUGACCUAGAGAUGGGAAACCAGGAUGGUGGCGUCCUCGUCCUCGCUGAAGCUUCAGGAUCUAAUCCAGGAGAUUCGUGAGGCCAAGACCCAGGCCCAGGAGCGGGAGGUGAUCCAAAAGGAGUGCGCCCACAUCCGGGCCUCCUUCCGCGAUGGGGACCCUCUGCACAGGCACCGCCAGCUGGCCAAACUGCUCUACGUCCACCUGUUAGGCUACCCCGCCCACUUUGGACAGAUGGAGUGCCUGAAACUGAUCGCCUCCCCCAGGUUCACAGACAAGAGGGUGGGCUACCUGGGGGCCAUGCUUCUACUGGAUGAGAGGCAGGAUGCCCACCUGCUUAUUACCAACAGCAUCAAGAAUGACCUGAGCCAAGGGAUUCAGGCGGUACAAGGCCUGGCCCUGUGCACUCUGAGUGCCACAGGCUCUGCUGAGAUGUGCCGGGACUUGGCCACUGAGGUGGAGAAACUGCUCCUGCAGCCUAGCGCCUAUGUGCGCAAGAAGGCUGUUCUGACUGCAGUGCACAUGAUCCGGAAGGUCCCUGAGCUCUCCGAAAUCUUCCUCCCACCCUGUGCCCAACUGCUUCACGAACACCACCACGGCAUCCUGCUGGGCACCAUCACGCUGAUCACGGAACUCUGCGAACGAAGCCCUGCGGCCCUCGAGCACUUUCGAAAGAUGGUGCCCCAGCUGGUGCACAUCCUCCGGACUCUGGUGACGACGGGAUAUUCCACAGAACACAGCAUAUCUGGAGUCAGCGAUCCCUUCCUGCAGGUCCAGAUACUUCGUCUGCUUCGGAUUCUGGGCCGGAACCACGAGGAGAGCAGUGAGACCAUGAAUGACUUGCUGGCCCAGGUUGGGGUAGCCACGAACACAGACACCAGCCGAAAUGCGGGCAACGCAGUCCUGUUUGAGACGGUGCUCACCAUCAUGGACAUCCGCUCUGCAGCGGGCCUGCGGGUUCUAGCUGUCAACAUUCUUGGCCGCUUCCUGCUCAACAGUGACAGGAACAUUAGGUACGUAGCCCUGACGUCCUUGCUGAGGCUGGUGCAGUCUGAUCACAGUGCUGUGCAGCGGCACCGGCCCACCGUGGUGGAAUGUCUACGGGAACCUGAUGGCUCCCUCAGCCGGCGGGCCUUGGAACUGAGCCUGGCUCUGGUGAAUAGCUCCAACGUGCAAGCCAUGACACAGGAGCUGCAGGGUUUUCUGGAGUCCUGCCCCCCUGAUCUACAGGCGGACUGUGCCUCAGGCAUCCUUCUGGCAGCAGAGAGGUUUGCCCCAACCAAGCGGUGGCACAUAGACACCACCCUACGUGUGCUGAUGACGGCAGGCACCCAUGUGCGCGAUGACGCAGUGGCCAACCUGACCCAGCUGAUCGGGGGCGCCCAGGAGCUCCAUGCCUACUCUGUGCGCCGUCUCUACAGCGCCCUGGCUGAGGACAUCUCCCAGCAACCACUGGUGCAGGUGGCAACCUGGUGCAUCGGGGAAUAUGGGGACCUCCUGCUGGAAGGGAGCUGUGAGGAAAUUGAGCCCCUGCAGGUGGAGGAAGAGGUGUUGGCACUGCUGGAAAGGGUGCUGCAGUCCCAUAUGUCCCUGCCGGCCACCCGAGGCUAUGCCCUCACAGCCCUCGUGAAGCUCAGCACCCGGCUCCGUGGGGACAACAACCGCAUCCGCCAGGUUGUGUCCAUCUACGGGAGCUGCCUGGACGUGGAGUUGCAGCAGCGGGCGGUGGAGUAUAACACCCUCUUCCAGAAGUAUGACCACAUGAGGGCUGCCAUCCUGGAAAAGAUACCUCUUGUGGAGCGAGGUGGCUCUCAGGUUGAUGAGGAAGCAAAGGAAAACGAAGAAACAGCCCAGCUUUCGGAAGCAGCCCCUGUCCCCACAGAACCCCAGGCCUCAAAGCUCUUGGAUCUGUUAGAUCUCCUGGAUGGCCCUUCUGGGGACGCCCAGCACCCUCCCCCUCUGGACCCCACCCCAGGAGGCGCUUUGAUACACCUCCUCAACCUUCCCUGUGCUCCCCCACCCCCUGCUCCCAUCCCAAAUCUCAAAGUGUUUGAGCGCGAAGGACUACAGCUGAAUCUUUCUUUCGUUCGACCCCCUGGAACCCCUACUUCGCUGUUAAUCACUGUCACUGCCACCAACACCUCAGGGGGUGAUGUCACCCACUUCAUCUGCCAGGCCGCUGUGCCCAAGAGUUUCCAGCUGCAGCUACAGGCUCCCAGUGGGGACACAGUUCCAGCUCAGGGUGGCCUUCCGAUGACCCAGCUCCUCAGAAUCCUCAAUCCUAAGAAGGCCCCCUUGCGGCUGAAGCUGCGCCUCACCUACAACCACUUUGGCCAGUCGGUGCAGGAAAUCUUUGAGGUGAACAACUUGCCUGUGGAGACAUGGCAGUAACUCGGCCUCCACUCACAGCCUGAAAUCCUCCUGUGUCCUCAAACCCAGGGGCCCCAGCUACUUGGAGCCCGUAUCUGAGGACAACCAGCAGGUGGCACUCUGGUCCUGUACUUGCCACUGUAGAAACUGGGGUUGGGGGGCUGCCCCCAACCCCACAAAUAGUGAAAGCCCAAUAAAGCCUGAGGGGGGGAAGGCA
Mesoplodon densirostris (Blainville's beaked whale) is the source of this 2752-nucleotide messenger RNA. RefSeq names its product adaptor related protein complex 1 subunit gamma 2 (gene AP1G2). The record is from RefSeq and is a predicted model, not a curated record. NCBI's taxonomy places the organism in Eukaryota, Metazoa, Chordata, Mammalia, Artiodactyla, Ziphiidae. Gene Ontology annotation, biological process: Golgi to vacuole transport; receptor-mediated endocytosis; intracellular protein transport. The coding region runs from base 190 to 2556 and encodes 788 amino acids. Gene Ontology annotation, molecular function: clathrin-cargo adaptor activity. The transcript is spliced from 22 exons. Gene Ontology annotation, cellular component: membrane coat; AP-1 adaptor complex; Golgi apparatus.